AUGUAUGAACUAAUAAAUCGCUAUUCGUCACUCACAAAAUUGAAGCGUAUUGCUGCAUACCUUUUAAGGUACAAGUACAAUCUUCAACAAGCCGCGCUAAUACGCAAAGAAAAAGAAGCUACACCCUUUCGAAAUCAUCAUCUUCGACUUUUUGAAUUGGACGAAGCUCUUCUCUUCUUGGUAAAACUAACUCAAGAACUUUUCUUCAAUGACGAUAUCAAACGCCUCGAAUCCAACAAACCUGUCUCAUGUCACAGUAAGUUACUAAGACUCCACCCUUUUUUGGACGAAAAAGGAAUGCUGAGAGUUGGAGGUCGACUUACAAACACAUCCUUAUCACCAGACAAAAAGUAUCCCCUUCUACUACCGAAGACAUCAAAAAUCACAAAACUCAUCUGUGACGACAUUCAUCGCAUUACACUUCAUGCAGGUUCGCAAUUAAUGCAAGCAACGCUACAAAGCCGCUUUUGGGUCAUCAACGCUCGUAGUGUCUUGAGAAAGAUUUCUCUAUCCUGCAUCAAAUGUCGUCGACAAACCCAUCAUCUUCAAAGACAACUCAUGGGUGACUUGCCUAGACCUCGAGUAACAGCAUCUAGACCUUUCCUGAGUAGUGGUGUCGAUUUCGCUGGACCUGUUUACCUACGAAUGUCAAAAGGUCGAGGAGCUAAAGCUAUGAAGGGAUACAUUUCGGUAUUCAUUUGUAUGGCAACUGGUGCAAUGCACCUAGAGCUCGCUAGCGACCUUUCUUCGGCUACUUUCAUAUCCGUUUUCAAACGUUUCGUAUCUCGUCGAGGCCACUGUAAAGACCUUUACAGUGAUAACGGAACGAACUUUGUUGGUGCCGAAAAAGAGCUCAAGCUAUUACUCUCUGAAGCUUGCAAGGACGAAAUACUAGCUCAUUAUCUUUCUGAAGAUGGAACGGACUGGCAUUUCAAUCCUCCAGCAGCUCCUCACAUGGGCGGCUACUGGGAAGCUGCUGUGAAGCGAGUUAAAUUUCAUCUACGUCGCACACUUGGUGAACAUCUUCUUACUUACGAAGAAUUUUCAACUUUAUUGGCCGAAAUCGAAGCUUGCGUCAACUCGAGACCACUGUGUCCCAUUUCAUCAGACGUUAAUGACUUGGCAGUUCUCACGCCUGGUCAUUUUUUGAUCGGAGAACCACUCAAAACAAUCCCAGAACCCGAUGCUAAAUAUUUUGAAGGCAAUCUUUUGAACAGCUGGCAUCGCAUUUCUAACUUACGUCAGCACUUCUGGAAACGAUGGAGUUCUGAAUAUCUCAUCCAGCUUCAGCAACGUUCCAAGUGGAAUCGAUCCUAUCCUAACUUGAGUAUAGGUGACCUAGUCGUCAUACGUGAUGAAAACUUGCCCCCAACCAAAUGGAAACUUGGUAGAAUCGCUAGCACUCACCCUGGCGACGAUGAUAAGGUACGUGUCGUUACAAUUAAGACAUCUGAUGGUUGUCUCACUCGACCAAUUGUAAAAGUUUCACCACUGUUAUCUAUCGACAAUCGACAAUGA
Episyrphus balteatus (marmalade hoverfly) is the source of this 1518-nucleotide messenger RNA. RefSeq lists its product as uncharacterized. The coding region runs from base 1 to 1518 and encodes 505 amino acids. NCBI's taxonomy places the organism in Eukaryota, Metazoa, Arthropoda, Insecta, Diptera, Syrphidae. Gene Ontology annotation, molecular function: nucleic acid binding. The transcript has a single exon. Gene Ontology annotation, biological process: DNA integration. The record is from RefSeq and is a predicted model, not a curated record.